This is a messenger RNA of Mustela erminea (ermine), 1922 nucleotides long. RefSeq names its product ALG2 alpha-1,3/1,6-mannosyltransferase (gene ALG2). The transcript is spliced from 2 exons. The record is from RefSeq and is a predicted model, not a curated record. Bases 91 to 1341 code for a protein of 416 amino acids. NCBI's taxonomy places the organism in Eukaryota, Metazoa, Chordata, Mammalia, Carnivora, Mustelidae. Gene Ontology annotation, molecular function: GDP-Man:Man(1)GlcNAc(2)-PP-Dol alpha-1,3-mannosyltransferase activity; alpha-1,3-mannosyltransferase activity.
UGGUCGGCCCGGCAGAGGCCCGCUGGGAGCCGGGAAAGAGCAUGCGCGGAAGCUCGGUAGAGCGCGGGGCGGUGGCGGGGCUUCUCGACCAUGGCGGAGAGGCUGGGCGAAGACGAGGAUCCUGGUCCCAACCCGUCGGUGCUGUUCUUGCACCCGGACCUGGGCGUGGGCGGCGCCGAGCGGCUGGUGCUAGACGCGGCGCUGGCCCUGCAGGCGCGCGGAUGUAGCGUCAAGGUCUGGACGGCGCACUACGAUCCCAGCCACAGCUUCGCGGACAGUCGCGAGCUGCAGGUGCACUGCGCCGGGGACUGGCUCCCGCGCAGCCUGGGCUGGGGAGGCCGCGGGGCCGCGGUCUGCGCUUACGUGCGCAUGAUCUUCCUGGCGCUCUACGUGCUGUUCCUCGGCGAUGAAGAGUUCGACGUGGUCGUGUGCGACCAGGUGUCUGCCUGCAUCCCGGUGCUCAAGCUGGCCAGACGGCGCAAGAAAAUCCUGUUUUAUUGUCACUUCCCAGAUCUGCUUCUCACCAGGAGAGAUUCUUUUCUGAAACGCUUGUACAGGGCGCCUAUUGACUGGGUAGAGGAAUACACCACGGGCAUGGCGGACUGCAUCUUGGUCAAUAGCCGGUUUACAGCUGCUGUUUUUAAGGAAACAUUCAAGUCCCUGUCUCACAUAGACCCCCAUGUCCUCUACCCAUCUCUGAAUGUCACUAGCUUUGACUCCGCUGUUCCUGAGAAGCUCGAUGACCUUGUCCCCAAGGGGAAGAAAUACCUGUUCCUCUCCAUCAACAGAUAUGAAAGGAAGAAAAAUCUGACUUUGGCACUGGAAGCCCUAGGAGAACUGCGUGGAAGGUUGACAUCCCAGGAUUGGGACAAGGUUCAUCUAAUCAUGGCCGGUGGUUAUGACGAAAGAGUCCUGGAGAAUGUGGAACACUAUCAGGAAUUGAAGGAAAUGGUCCGACAGUCCGACCUUGGACAGUGUGUGACCUUCCUGCGGUCUUUCUCAGACACACAGAAAAUUGCACUUCUCCACGGCUGUACCUGUGUGCUUUACACACCGAGCAAUGAACACUUCGGCAUCGUCCCUUUGGAGGCCAUGUACAUGCAGUGCCCAGUCAUUGCUGUGAAUUCAGGUGGGCCCCUGGAGUCCAUCGUCCACGGCGUCACAGGGUUUCUAUGUGAACCUGACCCAGUAUGCUUCUCAGAAGCGAUGGAAAAGUUCAUCCAUGAACCUUCCUUAAAAGCCACAAUGGGACUGGCUGGGAGAGCCAGGGUGAAGGAAAAGUUCUCCUCUGCAGCUUUUACAGAACAGCUCUACCAGUACGUCGCCAAACUGCUGGUAUAAUCCAACUUUUUUUAAAGGCCUUUAUGCUAUAUUUGUUAGUAUCAUUUUUUAUAGAUUGUAGACUCAUUUUUGAAACUGAAAAAGAAACCUAAAAUCUAUUGCAGAAGAGAUUAAAAGAAAAAUGCACUUGAAUCUUGAAUCUGAACCACUUCCCCAUGCACCGCUCCUUUUCAUCUACUUUUGAAGAAAAAUGGAAUAUCUUUUAUUCUGUAACUAUUCCAUGUCUUACCAGUGUUAAGAUAUAAAAAUGGUAGAAUUCCACAUUCAUCAAAAGAUUUCAAUUAUAAUUCUCUAGAUUAUUGUUGCUUUGCCUGUAAGUUUUGAGUUAUAGUGUGCCUUGGUACACUAUAGUUUAACUGUAUCAUCAUUAAAGUUGAUUAAUUUAGGUUCAUAGCAUAAUGAAAACAGGAUCGCUGUAGUUCCCAAAAUCAGUGCAUUCACUAUCCUGUGUUAGUAAAUUUUUGCUAGUCAUACCUUCUCCGGGACCCAUAGCAAGGAUGUUCUAUACUUUUUUACAAAGAUGAUUUAUUAUAUUUUUGCACACUGAGAUGUGACAGUAAAAUAUGUUUGUCAUAGGAAAA